GGUCGUACUAUAUUUACCGCAUGCCUAAACAAUAUGGCUGCGCGCUGUGAGAAACUCAAUGCUGGUUGAGAUUAUAGGCUAACCAUAUCACUUGAUGUCCAUACGACCACUGUCACUGUUUUGUCAGCUAAACCAGUUAACACGUCUGCACAUUUCCUGGGGAAUGUUUUACUAGACAGAAUGCGUUGGCAACAGUUUAAACCGUCGACACGCUUAUUAUUUGGGCCGGUCUUCAGGCGGAGUUCCAUUGGUUCGUUUGUCUGUCUGUUUUCGCUACACUCCUCCCACAGCCUAUUUUUAAAUCACUACAAAGAAUUUCUGGCUCUGAAAGUGCAUGGAGAGGCAGUACCCCUCUCCCAGAAUAUACAGGAUGCAAUCAGUGAGGUUUACAAGGAUUUGAUGAGGACAAAUAGACUGUCACAACAACAGUUGAGAAAAAUUGACGUAAUCAUUAGCAAGGAUGCUGUUGAACCUUUUCACAAGGGAAAUUUGUCUGCAUUCAGUGGUUCAUUCAUUGGACUUCCACCCUCAUUUUCAUGUUCCUAUUCAAAGACAGAUGAAAAAUGUGGUGAGGAAAACAACAUUUCAGAGAGAGAUGAAUUGCAUCAAAAUUCAAUUUCGUGGGAUGAGAGUGCAGUGAAAUAUGCCAUUAUGAAAGAGUGUAUUUUGACAGACUCGCACGAUAUUCAAGUUCGCACCCUUCUACAAGCGCUGUUUCUGUGUUUGUAUUCUAUGACUCUGCAGUGGAAUAUGUACCGAUUUCGACAAAUAUCUGUUUGUCUCCUGUACUCUGUUGUUUGGUCUGCUUUGUUUGGAAUUGCUCUGAUACAACAGUGGACGUUUUACAAGACGUACCAAGACAAACAGGCAGAUGAGGAUGUUGUUUCGUUAGGGAGAGAUUAUGUUAUAGGAGGGCUUUCUUAUUACAAUAGCAUUAUGCAGCAAAGUAAAGGGCCUUGUGAUUGGGAUAGGGACCAGAGAAGUUUUAAUGAAAAGAAUCAUCAGACUUACUUUAAAAAGAAAGAGUUUUUUGAAAUAAAACUGAAAGAAAUGAAUAACAACACACAGUCCAUGAGUGAAUGAAGAUAAUAAAAAGUUAUUGAAUAUUGUCAAUGGAUACAAUGGAUGGGAAAUUAAAACAAUUUUGAAGCGCUA
Molecule: messenger RNA, 1155 nt
Organism: Ostrea edulis (European flat oyster)
Lineage: Eukaryota; Metazoa; Mollusca; Bivalvia; Ostreida; Ostreidae
Exons: 3
Coding region: 181-1083 (300 amino acids)
Source: RefSeq, a predicted model, not a curated record